Polistes dominula (European paper wasp) is the source of this 1340-nucleotide messenger RNA. Its product is annotated as chitinase domain-containing protein 1. The record is from RefSeq and is a predicted model, not a curated record. Gene Ontology annotation, biological process: carbohydrate metabolic process. Gene Ontology annotation, molecular function: chitin binding; oligosaccharide binding. Lineage: Eukaryota; Metazoa; Arthropoda; Insecta; Hymenoptera; Vespidae. Gene Ontology annotation, cellular component: endomembrane system.
AUAGUGUUAAUUAAAUAAGUAUUAUAAAUAUUAUGAACUUCCUGAUAUUAAUUCUAAAAAUAUUAAUUGUAAUUCAAUUAUCUGAAGCCACAUUGUCACCGCCUACAAAUACCGGGAAUAAAAAGGAUAAAAAGGAUAAAGGGAAGGUAGAUAGUCAGAAAGGUCCUGUCAACAAAGACGUUUUUCAAAGGAAUUUAGUAAUUAAGGAUCCUAAGGUGAUUGAUAUUAUUAAGGAAUCUGGAACAUAUUAUUCAGACACUAAACGUAGAAGAUUUUCUGGUGAAAUUUUAGGAUAUAUUACUCCUUGGAACAGUAAUGGAUAUGAAUUAUCAAAAACUUUUCAUGGAAAAUUUACAAUGGUAUCACCAGUAUGGUUUUCCAUAUUACCAAGUAAUACUUCAACAUUUCCAUUACCAACACACGAUGUUCAAAAAAAAUGGUUAAAAGAUAUGAGAUCGAUGAACAGCGAAAGUCAUAAUGUAAAAAUUUUACCAAGGUUAUUGUUUAAACAUUGGUCAACAAAUGAUAUUGUUGAAUUAGAAAGUAAUACACUAAAGCAACAACAACUUAUUACGACAUUAACCGAUACAGCGAAGACAUUCCGUUUUGAUGGUUAUGUGUUAGAAAUAUGGGAUCAGUUUAUAUAUACGGGUAUCAAUGUACAGAUUUUAUUGUCUGUAGUUAAAGCUAUUUCUAAAAAAUUAAAAAACGGAAAUCUCGAUGUAAUAUUAGCAAUUCCACCAUCUAGAGGUUCAAAGGCACAAUUAUUUUCAAGAGAUCAUUUCAACGAAUUAUCACCCUAUAUUAAAUCUUUCUCAUUAAUGACAUAUGAUUAUUCGAGUGUUCAACGUCCCGGUCCUAAUAGUCCACUUUCUUGGGCAAGACAAUGCGUAGAAUUAUUAGUUCCAGAUCAAAAUGAUCCUAAACGAAAUCAAAUAUUAUUAGGGAUCAAUUUUUAUGGAUACAGUUAUACUCCGGAAGGUGGUGGGCCUAUUUUAGGUUCGCAAUAUUUAAAAAGUCUUGAAACAUUCAAAAGCAAGAUUCAAUGGGAUGAUAGAAGUAAAGAACAUUUCUUCGAAUCAAAAUCUUCCUUGGGUAGCGGAUAUGUUUUUUAUCCUACUUUAUAUUCUAUGGUAUUUCGAUUCGAUCUUGCUGCAGAAUUAGGUACAGGUAUUGCUAUUUGGGAACUUGGUCAAGGGUUGAAUUAUUUUUAUGACUUAUUAUAAAAACUUUUUCAAUGAAAUAUCAUAUUCUGCCAGUUGGAUUAUUCCAUCAAUCGAUCGAUAUACGUAUCUAAUUGCCUCUAAUUAAAUAAUCGAUAGUAAUUAUUAUAACAAGAU